Molecule: messenger RNA, 1579 nt
Organism: Branchiostoma belcheri (Belcher's lancelet)
Lineage: Eukaryota; Metazoa; Chordata; Leptocardii; Amphioxiformes; Branchiostomatidae
Product: NEDD8-activating enzyme E1 regulatory subunit-like
Exons: 20
Coding region: 5-1543 (512 amino acids)
Biological process (GO): protein ubiquitination; DNA damage response; ubiquitin-dependent protein catabolic process
Cellular component (GO): nucleus; cytoplasm
Molecular function (GO): NEDD8 activating enzyme activity; ubiquitin activating enzyme activity
Source: RefSeq, a predicted model, not a curated record
GGUGAUGACGUCACUCAAGAUGGCAGCCACCGGUAGUGCAAAAACCAUGGACAAGGAAAAGAAAUACGACCGUCAAUUAAGGCUAUGGGGAGACCAUGGGCAGGCAGCACUUGAGGCAUCCCGGGUGUGUCUUGUGAACGUAACAGCUACAGGCACUGAGACACUCAAGAACCUCAUCUUACCAGGGGUUGGCUGGUUUACCAUCAUUGAUGGUGGCAAAGUGACCGGGGAGGAUGUAGGAAACAACUUCUUCCUGGAGAGAGACAGCAUUGGAAAGUCUCGUGCUGAAGUGGCUACUGAGUGUCUGUUGGAGCUGAACUCAGAUGUGCGUGGGGACUUUAUCGACGAGAACCCAGAGCACCUGCUGGAAGCCAACCCUGAGUUCUUCCGUUCCUUCAGCUGUGUGAUUGCAGCCCAGAUGCCUGAGAGGACCCUUCUGAGCCUGGCCUCCGUGCUGUGGAAUUAUGGGAUACCGCUGCUGGUGUGCCGCUCCUACGGCCUGAUUGGUUACAUGCGGGUGGUGGUGAAGGAGCACACAGUGAUUGAGUCCCACCCGGACAAUGCACACUCUGAUCUGAGACUGGACCGACCCUUUCCAGCCCUGACUGCUUACGUGGAUGCCAUAGACAUGGACUCUCUCAGCAAGAAGGAUCACAGCCACACCCCCUUCCCAGUCAUCCUGAUGAAGAACUUGAUCCAGUGGAGGAAAGAGCUUGAACCCAGGAGCAGACAGACACUAAUACCUCCAUCUCUGCUAACCCUCAUGUUUUGCUCACAGGUUCCCAGUGAGAUCCAGGCCUUAUUUGAGGAUGAAGGCUGCAGGAACCUUAAUGCAGAGAGCUCAGACUUUUUUGUGAUGACAAAGGCAUUGAAGGAGUUUGUAGACAAUGAAGGAAAGGGUGCCCUCCCACUUCGAGGGGCCAUUCCAGACAUGUUUGCAGACUCUGAGCGUUACAUCCAACUUCAAAACAUCUACAAGGACCAGGCUAAACAGGAUGCCUCAGCAGUGGCCUCCAGAGUCUCACAGAUCUUGUCCUCCAUAGGAAGGCCAUCACACUGCAUCUCAGAAGAGGUCAUCAGGUUGUUUUGCAGGAAUGCAGCUUUCUUGAGAGUGGUGAGGACUCGAUCUUUGGAAGAGGAGUACAACCCAGAGAAAGCCUGUGUGAAUGAAAUGGGUGUUCAGCUUGAGAACCCAGACAGUGAGAUAGCUCUGUACAUCAUGCUGAGGGCAGUGGACAGGUUCCAGCAGCAGUAUGGCAGAUAUCCAGGUUACUAUGAUGAUCAAGUUGAAGCUGACAUCCCUAAACUCAAGGCAUGCAUGUGUGGACUUCUACAGGAGUGGAGUCUGAGCCCUUAUAUCAAGGAUGAAUAUGUACAUGAAAUGUGCAGAUAUGGAGGGUCAGAACUACACUCUGUAGCUGCCUUCAUGGGAGGAGCUGCAGCUCAAGAGGUCAUCAAACUGGUGACCAAACAGUUUGUGCCCUUCAACAACACCUACAUCUACAAUGCCAUGAACUCAUCCUCAGCCACAUACAAUCUCUGAUGUGCAAGUCUCUUCAAGCAGUUACUUCUACCUUGU